AUGUAUACAUGGCCUAGUGGUUAUGGUGCUCGAGUUAAGUCGUAUCAUCCCUACAUAUGUUUGUUUUCUACAGUUGAUCAUCUAAAAAACGCGCAUGAAGCUUUUUUUACCAGUCUCUGUGACAGGAAAAAGAUCCACAACAAAUUACUUCAUUUUUUCCACAAACGUCCAUCCAUAGAAAAUCUGAAAAGGAAAGGAAUUCUGAAAGAUGAACCAGUGUUUGGCUACAGCCUUCAAAGUUUGUGUGAAAGGGAGAAAACCAAUAUUCCUAAGUUUGUUUUGAAAUGUAUCGCACAAAUAGAACUUUUUGAUCUGAACACUGAUGGACUAUAUCGAGUAAGUGGUAAUUUAGCACAAGUCCAGAAGCUCAGACUUCGUGUCGACCAAGAUGACUAUUCUGUCCUAGAAACAGUAGAUGACAUUCACAUCUUGACUGGUGCCUUAAAGCUUUUCUUCAGAGAAAUGAAGGAGCCUUUAAUUCCUGUUUCUUGUUUUCUCCAAAUCAUGGAUGUCCUUGGAAAGCAAACCAUGGAAAGAAAACUGACAUCCAUCAAAGAGAUAAUUCAUUCUUUACCUGAGUCGAAUUAUGAAACUUUAAAGUUCUUGCUUUGCCAUUUACUGAGAGUUGAAAAGUGCCGGGAAAGGAACCUGAUGGACAUACAAAACCUGGCUAUCGUAUUCGGGCCCACUCUGAUGAGCUCAGACUCAGACUUAGUCAACAUGGCAUUGGAUGUGUUACAUCAGAAUAGAGUACUUGAGUACUUGCUUCUGGAAUUUGAUCAGAUAUUUUCUGCUCGUCAUAUUUCUAGUAACCUGCUACCAUAAUACUACAAAACAUUUCAAGAAACAUUGUCCAUUUUUCUGCUUUUAUUUGGCAGACUUGUAGGGUAUAUAUACAAGUGAUUAGGGGUCUAACUUCUGAUAGAACCCACCUUGAAGAAAAGAAAAUACUUCAACAAUAACCCCUGGCAGCAAUGGUAAUGCUUUCGUGGAUCAUUCUUGAAAUACUGUUUGGACUUAUUGGAUGUCAAAAAAUGUUAUUUGUAAUACAACUUUCCGUAUCAUCGUCUUAUCAAAAUUCUAAGUGAUAUGCAAGUGGUUUUAUGUAAUUAAUUUUAGUAAUUCGUUUUUAUGUUCAAAUUAAAUAUUUAACUAUCUUUAUACAGUUGUGAUGAGCUAUAACAGAAAGAAACGUUUUUAUUAUUUAAUUGUUAAUUUUGAUGUCUAUUAAUUAUGAUAUUUCACUACGAAUAGGAAUAAUAAGUAAAAAAUGUGUUUGGUAAAGGCAACAUUAAAAAAGAUGUUGGUGAAGGCAACAUUAAAAAAGGUGUUCGUAAAGGCAACAAAUUAAAAAAGGUGUUUGGUGAAGGCAACAUUAAAAAAUGUUUGGUAAAGGCAACACGGUGUUUGGUAAAGGCAACAUUAAAAACGGUGUUUGGUAAAGGCAACAUUAAAAAAGGUGUUGGUAAAGGCAACAUUAAAAAAGGUGUUUGGUAAAGGCAACAUUAAAAAAGGUGUUGGUAAAGG
Molecule: messenger RNA, 1527 nt
Organism: Limulus polyphemus (Atlantic horseshoe crab)
Lineage: Eukaryota; Metazoa; Arthropoda; Merostomata; Xiphosura; Limulidae
Product: rho GTPase-activating protein 15-like
Exons: 8
Coding region: 1-825 (274 amino acids)
Biological process (GO): signal transduction; regulation of GTPase activity
Cellular component (GO): cytoplasm
Source: RefSeq, a predicted model, not a curated record